AUGGCCGCGAUGGAGAGCAAGAGCCGGAGGUUCGCGCUGGCGUGCGGCGUCCUCAGCCAGUACGUCAAGGCGGAGCAGAAGAUGUCCUCCUCCGCCGUCGUCGCCCCGCCCCCGCGCGCCCCGCCGGCCACCACGCUCAGCCUCAUGCCCGGCGCCGACGUCGGCCAGGACCACGCCGCGGCGGCCGCUGAGGAGGCGGGCCCGGCCACGCCGCUCACCAUCUUCUACGGCGGCAGGGUAGUCGUCUUCGAGGACUUCCCCGCGGACAAGGCGGCCGAGGUCAUGCGCAUGGCCACCACCGCCGGCGUCGAGCGCGCGGCCGCCACGCCCGCCCCGGCCCCGGCGCUCGCGGACCUGCCCAUCAUGCGCAAGGCCUCCCUGCAGAGGUUCUUCGAGAAGCGCAAGGACCGCCUCGGCGCGCGCGCGCCCUACGCCCGCCCCGCCGCGCCGGCAGCCAACAAGGGCUCGGAGGACAAGUCGGCGUCGUCCUCCUCGUGGCUCGGGCUGGCCAGCGCCGACGGCGCCUUCGCGCUCUGA
Molecule: messenger RNA, 537 nt
Organism: Triticum turgidum subsp. durum (durum wheat)
Lineage: Eukaryota; Viridiplantae; Streptophyta; Magnoliopsida; Poales; Poaceae
Source: the annotation of a GenBank genome assembly